CGGACCCAUUUGUGUUCAUCGUAGCCAUGCAAGUGUGUUCAACACUCUGUGUGUAAAUGCCAUCCAUCCACUGCUAUCAUAUGCACACGAGUCCUCACACCAAAAUGGGACAUACACUGCCUGCGUGCCUGCCUGCCUGCCGCUAGGCUGCCUCAACUGCUUUCUGGCCGUCCUGUGUGGCGAUAUUGGCUCGAUGAAUCCGGUCCAACAUAUGCACCCCAGCCAACACAGGGGGAUACCUGACACACACGCGCGCACACAGCAGACAGACCGAUCAAACGAGUGAGGUACAUCGACACGGUUGGGUGUGUGUGUGCGCGCACGCACUUUGGGUGGUCGGCGUUGACCAGUGGGGUGAGGGGCGUCUCAAAGUUGCAGCAGCAGAAGUAAGCUAUCGAGUACCGGUGCUCUGCGGUCGGAUUGCGGGCACGGUGGACGGUCGACUUGAACCUGCCGUUACUCCACCUGGCCAGCAUGUCACCUGAAGAACAAACAUCUCACACGCAUCGCUUCCACAGAAAAGACAUCCCCGGACGGACCGCUAUGUGUGGUGUUUGUCGCCGACCGAUGUUCACAACGAAGUCCGUGCCGUUGGGUGGCACGGCCACCCACUCGUUGUCGUCGUUCAUUAUCUCUAACCCAGGCACGCCAUCCUGCGCCUGCACGCAGACAUCCAACACACACACACACACAUGAGAUAUAUAACCAGGAAAGAAACAGCGAAACACACCAGUAAAGUAAAACACUCGUAGUCGGUGUGGGCGCCGAUGCCGAGCUGGCGGGGGUGACUGCCGCUGUACGGGGGAUAGUGCAGGCAGUUCAUCGAGUUCAUCGGCUCGGUGAUGAAGGGGCCGAAAUGGUCCUCAGGCAGGCCGAGAAAGAGGGCGAUGAGUCGGUACAUCCUCAGCGCCACCUCCCACACCCGCCUGUAGUAGCAAUCGAUCACAUCCCGCCAGGCAGGCAGGCCAUCCGGAAAGACGUUCGGGGCGAAUAGCGUUGCUGAACAGACCCCCACACAAGAAAGCGCUCCUGCAAAAACAGCGGCAGCAGUGCCCCACGCACAUGCGUACCGUGAUAGUGGGGAUGGGACUCGCUGAGCUCCGUUCCCAUCGUGAAGACCUUCAAGGCAAAGGGCGAGAGAGAGAGAGAGAGAGAUCCUCGCUGUCUGGCAACGCGCUCCAUGUGUGCACACCUCUUUGUAGUCGAGUGGCAGGCCGUCCUCGCCCAGCCGCACGCCCUCAUCGUCAGAGGCUUCGUGCGGCGCUUGCCCUUCGUCUGCUGCUGUUGCUGCGGCUUCUGCGGCUCGCUGGUCGGCUGCAUCGAUGCCGUAGUUCCCUUGCUCGAACAGACCUGACUCGCAACCACGACAAAGAGGUGCAUAUUUGUGCGUGUGUGUGCAUGCGUAAGUAUCUCCGUGUGUGUGUGUGUGUACCGAUGUAGCCCCGCACGCCGCCUGUCUUGGACGUGUGGAUCUUCAUCUUGUCUUCCAUCGGCAGCGCGAAGAAGGUCUUCAGUGCCGAGAAGACCGCUGCGAACUCAUCGUCCGCUAUGCCAUGGCCUCUCAAGUAGAAGAACCCAACACUCUCAGCUGCCAGGGAGGGACGCAGUGAGAACAGCAGAUGCAUCAAAAUUGAUGAUCAAAUCAGAUGCUCCAGUGGGUGGAAGCGUGUGUUGUGUCAUCUGCUCACCUGCGUCCUUGAGUUUGUUGCAUGUGGUUGAGGGAUCUUCUGACAGAUCGAUGACGGGGAUGCUCUGCCACCCCAUCUGAGGCAGA
This is a messenger RNA of Vitrella brassicaformis, 1774 nucleotides long. NCBI's taxonomy places the organism in Eukaryota, Vitrellaceae. The record is from the annotation of a GenBank genome assembly.